AGGCAAUUUUGAACAUAAAUACCUAAUUUUAGCUAUUUUCAUUAAUAUGUGAUCCUUUAAUCGUAUAAAAGGAUUUCAGGUUCACUAUAACCCCAUGGUUCAUUAGGGAGUAUUAAUUUAGGAGAAGAAGCUGGGCUUUUGAAUCAUUUCCUUCCUUUAGGAUGAAGAGGAAGAAGUAGACCCAACAAUGUCACCGGCCUACCAGUUCAGAAAACGAAUAACAAGGCGAAGGCGACUUGGACCAGAUUCCUUGACCGAAACUCUUAAAAAAUGGACAGAACUCAACAAACAACUCGAUUCAUCAAACGGCGACCGAGUCCACAAGGUUCCUGCCAAGGGCUCGAGAAAAGGGUGCAUGAGAGGUAAAGGUGGCCCGGAGAACUCAAAAUGCAGCUACCGCGGCGUCAGACAACGCACUUGGGGCAAAUGGGUUGCCGAGAUCCGAGAGCCGAAUCGAGGAAAGAGACUAUGGCUCGGCACCUUCCCCACCGCCCUCAUGGCAGCUCAUGCCUAUGAUCAGGCUGCAACAGCAAUGUACGGCCCCGCCGCCCGUCUCAACUUCCCUACCAAUCAAACCGCCGCCUCCCCGUCGGAAUCUUACGGUUCGACCAUCACGACCACCAACUAUUCAAUCGGUUCGGCGGACCUGAUGGAUUGUGCUAAAAGGGAGGAAAAUGUGGAGUUGGCUGAGUGGCUAAAUCUGGCAGGGGAUCUCUCAUCUGAGAAUUUUGAUGUGGAUGAGCUGUUGAGGAUGAUGGAUGCUGAUCCAGGGAACAAUGGAUUAAGUACAGAAGCUGCGCAGAAUCUGGACGGGGAAAUGCUGCGAGGAUUGGAAAAUCAGAACUAUUUUAUAUGGCCAACGAGGCAGGAGCUUGAUUACUGGCCUGCUGGAAACCCGGAAUUUUUUGAACCUGGGUUCAGUGAUGGAGUCCUUUUCUGAAUUUUCAGUGUGUUUUAAUCAGUUGUGUAUCUAAUUAAUUCAUUUUUUUUAUUCUAUGUCUACUGCUGUACAUGUAUGUGUAUAUGUGUAUAAACAGUAAAAAUGUAUAUGAUCAGCUUAGAAGCUGCAGGGAGAGGUUUCAGCAGUGUUUUUUGUUCAUUUUUUUUCUUUUCUUAUGUUUAGAGACGUUACUAUUGGAGGUUGGUUUGCAAUCAGCCAUAUCUUUCAGAAGUUUGGUGCACUAAUAGUUCGUGGGGAGUGUGUCGAAU
Phalaenopsis equestris is the source of this 1209-nucleotide messenger RNA. RefSeq names its product dehydration-responsive element-binding protein 2A-like. Gene Ontology annotation, cellular component: nucleus. The record is from RefSeq and is a predicted model, not a curated record. NCBI's taxonomy places the organism in Eukaryota, Viridiplantae, Streptophyta, Magnoliopsida, Asparagales, Orchidaceae. The transcript has 2 exons. Gene Ontology annotation, molecular function: DNA-binding transcription factor activity; transcription cis-regulatory region binding. The coding region runs from base 188 to 940 and encodes 250 amino acids. Gene Ontology annotation, biological process: positive regulation of DNA-templated transcription; response to stress.